CUCGAUUGUUCGCAGUGAAGGGUCAUCGGAGCUGCCGUGGAUGAGUGCGAGGGGCCCCGGGCGGCUCGGUCGUACGUCCGGCUGGCGGGGGAGACGGAGCCGGAGUCAGCGUCCGGGCGUCGCCCGCGUGGCCCGCUGCCCGGGGAGGUGACCACAUGGACGCCGAUCUCGGGAGCGACUGCCCCAGCCCCAGCAAGCAGCCCCUUAUUGAAUCGACGAAGUCCGAGAGGCAGCCGGCACGGCCGCCUCGGCAGCAUCGCCAACCCUUGGGGCCUACCCUCGGCCCCCCCAGACUCCGUUCACGACCGCGGCAACAAUGUCGCGCAGCGCCGCCACUCGCCCACAGCAAGAGGCAGAAAGGCGAAUUCGCGCGAAUAAUCGCGAAUACAACUUGCAGUUUAACUAUGCGAACAAUUACAUCAAAACGUCCAAAUAUUCGGUUCUGACGUUCCUGCCACUAAAUUUAUUCGAGCAAUUUCAAAGGCUCGCCAACUUUUACUUCCUGUGCCUGUUGGUGCUCCAACUGAUUCCCGCGAUAUCCUCCUUGACCCCUGUCACCACAGCAAUACCCUUGAUCGGGGUACUCACGCUCACUGCCGUUAAAGAUGCCUAUGAUGACUUUCAACGACACAGCAGUGAUUCGCAAGUAAACAAUCGGAAAUCAUGGACUCUGCGAGGCACGAAGCUACGAGAGGAGAAAUGGUCCCAAGUCCAAGUUGGCGAUGUCAUAAGAAUGGAGAACGACCAGUUCGUCGCUGCGGACGUUCUUCUGCUCACAACAAGCGAACCAAAUGGCCUUUGCUACAUCGAGACAGCGGAGCUGGACGGAGAAACGAAUCUAAAGUGCCGCCAGUGCUUACAAGAAACUUCCGAGAUGACGGAUAAUCAUGAAUUGAUUGGGCAAUUCGAUGGUGAAAUCAUCUGCGAGACCCCCAACAAUUUGUUGAACAAAUUCGAUGGCAUUCUCACAUGGAAGGGUAAAAAAUACGUACUGGACAAUGACAAAAUUAUUCUACGUGGCUGCGUACUGCGUAAUACCCAAUGGUGUUACGGUAUCGUGAUCUUUGCUGGCAAGGACACGAAACUGAUGCAGAACUCGGGAAAGAGUAAAUUCAAGAGGACCUCGAUAGAUAGGCUGCUGAAUCUCUUAAUAAUCGGCAUAGUUCUAUUUUUACUAUCACUCUGUCUAUUCUGCAUGAUCGGCUGUGGCAUCUGGGAGAGUCUUGUCGGUCGCUACUUCCAGGUCUACCUGCCGUGGGAUUCGCUGGUGCCAAGUGAGCCGCUGGCCGGUGCCACGGUCAUAGCCCUCCUCGUAUUUUUUUCCUACGCCAUUGUACUCAACACCGUCGUGCCCAUCAGCCUCUACGUGAGCGUCGAGGUAAUUCGUUUCGUCCAGUCCUUCCUCAUCAAUUGGGACGAGGAGAUGUACCACGCGCCGACGAACACGCACGCCCGCGCCCGCACUACGACCCUCAACGAGGAGCUCGGGCAGAUACAAUACAUCUUCUCGGACAAAACGGGUACCCUCACCCAGAACAUCAUGACCUUCAACAAGUGCUCGGUCGCCGGUCAGUGCUACGGCGACGUCAUCGACGAAGUCACCGGCGAGGUCGUCGAUCUCAGCGAAGUUAGGACAGAUAAGGCCGUGCACACACCGACAAUGAAAUGGAAAAACGGACAGGAAUUUGUACGACCAGUAUAUACACCUCUUAGCGGUGCGAAUGUUCGUCUGCUGGAACAAGCCGACCGAAUAUCCAGUACAACACCCGAGCCGGGCAUCAAUGGCGGUGCUAAAGUUCCACUUAAACAUUCAACCGUCCCGUCACUGGACUUCUCAUUCAACAAAGACUACGAGCCGGAAUUCAAGUUCUACGACGCGAAUCUCCUCGACGCGGUGAAGCGCGACAACGAGAAUGUGCACAGCUUCUUUCGACUUCUGGCGCUCUGUCACACGGUGAUGGCAGAGGACAAGACCGGGCACCUGGAGUAUCAGGCCCAAUCACCUGACGAGGCGGCCCUCGUCUCCGCGGCCCGCAACUUCGGCUUCGUCUUCAAGGAGCGAUCCCCAAACAGCAUCACCAUCGACGUCAUGGGCAAACGCGAAAUCUACGAGCUCCUCUGCAUCCUCGACUUUAACAACGUGCGCAAGCGGAUGUCUGUGAUACUGAGGAAGGACGGGCAGCUGAAACUCUACUGUAAAGGCGCGGACAACGUUAUCUACGAGCGCGUUAAGAAGGGCAGCGAGGAGAUCAUGGCGAAGACGCAGGAGCAUCUGAAUAAAUUCGCCGGAGAGGGAUUACGUACGCUAUGUCUAUCGACCAAGGAUCUCGACGAAAGUUUUUUCAACGACUGGAAACAAAGGCAUCAAGAAGCAGCCCUCAGUCACGAGAAUAAGGACGACAAGCUCGACGCUAUUUACGAGGAGAUUGAGAAGGACAUGACAUUGUUAGGGGCAACAGCCAUAGAAGAUAAGCUUCAAGACGGCGUACCCCAAACCAUUGCUAAUCUCGGUCUCGCCGGCAUCAAACUUUGGGUUCUCACAGGCGACAAACAAGAAACGGCGAUCAACAUUGGUUACUCUUGUCAAUUGCUGACGGACGAUCUGACGGAUGUGUUCAUCGUGGAUGCAACGACGUACGAUGGCGUUGAAACGCAACUCAAACGGUAUCUAGAAACAAUAAAAGCGGCUUCGAAUCAACAGAAGAGGCCGACUCUCUCCAUCGUCACAUUCAGGUGGGACAAGGAAAGUAGUGAUACAGAGUACAACCCGAGCAGGGAAGAGGCUGACGAACACGAGGGAGACACGCAGGCGGGUUUUGCAGUGGUGAUCAAUGGUCACUCGUUGGUACAUGCGCUACAUCCACAGAUGGAGCAUCUCUUUUUGGACGUCUCCUGCCAAUGUAAAUCGGUAAUUUGCUGUCGAGUGACGCCUCUGCAAAAGGCAAUGGUGGUCGAGCUCGUGAAGAAGAGCAAGGAAGCCGUGACCUUGGCCAUUGGUGAUGGGGCCAAUGACGUAUCGAUGAUAAAAACUGCUCACAUCGGCGUCGGCAUCAGUGGACAGGAAGGACUUCAGGCCGUGUUGGCUUCCGAUUACUCGAUCGGGCAAUUCAGGUUCCUCGAAAGGUUGCUCAUGGUUCACGGCAGAUGGUCUUACUAUCGAAUGUCCAAGUUCCUCAGAUAUUUCUUUUACAAGAACUUUGCAUUCACUUUGUGUCACAUAUGGUUCGCUUUCUUUUGCGGAUUCAGUGCCCAGACCGUUUUCGAUCCCAUGUACAUCUCCGUCUACAAUUUGUUUUACACGUCACUGCCAGUCCUGGCAAUUGGCAUAUUCGACCAAGACGUAAACGACAAAAACAGCUUAAUGUAUCCAAAAUUGUAUACACCGGGUCAUCAGAAUUUACUGUUUAAUAAAAAAGAAUUCUGUUGGAGCGCCCUUCACGGAUUCUUUGCCAGUUGUGUACUGUUCUUGGUGCCCUAUGGGACCUACAAGGAUGGCGUUUCCCCGAAAGGCUACGUACUUUCGGAUCACAUGCUGCUGGGCAGUGUAGUGGCCACUAUAUUAGUCAUAGUCGUAACGGUUCAAAUAGCCCUCGAUACCUCAUACUGGACCAUCAUCAACCACUUUAUGGUGUGGGGAUCACUGAUUUGGUACUUUAUUCUAGACUACUUUUACAAUUUCGUCAUAGGAGGCAGCUACGUGGGUAGCCUUACGAUGGCAAUGUCCGAGGCGACGUUCUGGUUCACGGCCGUCAUAUCCUGCAUAAUGCUGGUAAUACCGGUGCUCUCGUGGCGCUUCUUCUUCAUCGACGUACGACCGACGCUGUCGGACCGGGUGCGACUGAAGCAGCGUCUCGCCCAGAUGCGCUCACGGCAAAGUCAGGAUAUACUGCGAACGCCCUCGACGAGGCGGACGCGUCGCUCGCUCCGCUCGGGCUACGCCUUCGCCCACCAAGAGGGCUUCGGCCGCCUCAUCACCUCCGGCAAAAUAAUGCGCAAGCUGCCCAACGGCUCGGACUUCAAGUUUGCCAUGCCCUUCGCCUCGAACAACGUGUCGAGGCAAGUGAGCGGCGCCGUCGCGACCUCGCCCAAGGACAACUCGUCGUCCAGGAGCUCGCACACGCCCGACACCAUAAACCUCUGAGGAACGAGUGCAUGUACGGACGAUGUUGCAAGCUCGUACCUUGUGUAUUAUUUUGUGAUACCGGAAGAAAUAUUGUCGACCUUACUUUUCUUUACGAUUAACGACGACUGCUCGUUUAUCGUUGUUAUCCUUAAAUUUAAACACCGGAGCUCGAGCCUCAAGCGAGCCACAAUUGACUAUAAUAAUAAGUACGUCGCUGUCGAUGGCAAACGGUGAACGUUCAGUUUAUUGUUCGGCUAGUGCAAAUAUUUGUACUUUCAUUUACUUUGUAACUUAAAACGAGAAAAGCACGCGUGAAGGAUGAUCGGUCGGGGACGCUCGAUGAGAUUUUGAUAACACGAUGGUGUUGCGUGUUUCGGGAUUUAUCGAAUAUUAACUUAUUACUGUUAUUACUGUUGAUUGGUUUUCUUUCUUUUUUCUUUU
Messenger RNA from Ceratosolen solmsi marchali, 4564 nucleotides. RefSeq names its product ATPase phospholipid transporting 8B (gene ATP8B). The coding region runs from base 317 to 4141 and encodes 1274 amino acids. Gene Ontology annotation, molecular function: ATPase-coupled intramembrane lipid carrier activity; magnesium ion binding; ATP binding. The record is from RefSeq and is a predicted model, not a curated record. Gene Ontology annotation, cellular component: plasma membrane; trans-Golgi network. The transcript is spliced from 17 exons. Lineage: Eukaryota; Metazoa; Arthropoda; Insecta; Hymenoptera; Agaonidae. Gene Ontology annotation, biological process: phospholipid translocation; Golgi organization.